AUGGCAAGAACAGACAAAUUGAAAACCGAAGCGAUGAAGCAAAGCGAUGACAUCAAUUUUCGAAAGGAAGACAAUCGAAUCGAAAGAUUGAAGCAAUUGGCUGAAAACGAAGAUCAAACAUCGGCAGAAGAGUCAAAUCGAUGUGACGCUUCGAGUCAAUGGGCCCGAAUUGGAAAAGCAAAAGGAGCUGCAAAAGAUUCCGAAACGGCAUGA
Messenger RNA from Caenorhabditis briggsae, 213 nucleotides. Lineage: Eukaryota; Metazoa; Nematoda; Chromadorea; Rhabditida; Rhabditidae. The record is from RefSeq and is a predicted model, not a curated record. The transcript is spliced from 2 exons. Bases 1 to 213 code for a protein of 70 amino acids.